Mirounga angustirostris (Northern elephant seal) is the source of this 2288-nucleotide messenger RNA. It is a transcript of the gene NFS1, whose product is annotated as NFS1 cysteine desulfurase. The coding region runs from base 247 to 1671 and encodes 474 amino acids. Gene Ontology annotation, cellular component: nucleus; mitochondrion; cytosol. The transcript has 13 exons. NCBI's taxonomy places the organism in Eukaryota, Metazoa, Chordata, Mammalia, Carnivora, Phocidae. Gene Ontology annotation, biological process: [2Fe-2S] cluster assembly. The record is from RefSeq and is a predicted model, not a curated record. Gene Ontology annotation, molecular function: cysteine desulfurase activity; pyridoxal phosphate binding.
ACCGUCCCUGCAGGCGCGGACCUUCCCCCUUGGCGUGGCGACGCACCUGAGUAUUACGGAGCCUCCCUCUUACGCCCAUUACCCAGACCCCCUGACCCUGCCUUCUGGCUGCACCCCUCAAACUUCCUCAGGCUCGCGCUCAGACUCGUUGACUUCGCCGCGUCGCCCUUCAGAUCCUGCCCCACAGGCCCUCGGAUCCUUGGAAGCUCGGUCGGCCUUCAGACCUCUCCUGGCCAACUUUAAGAGAUGCUGGUCGUCCAGCCACUAAUCUUUGACGGAGAUCUUACCUACUCUGUCUCCUUAGUCCUUGUAAAUGGCUUUGCCCUUUCGGAUCCCUCCCAGCUCCCAACGAAGCAAUUCGAAUAUUGUCCCAACAUCCUCCUCCCAGAUCAUGCUGUAGACCAUUUUCCUCAGCCGGCUGUUCCCUCAGAUACAGCCACUGCCCCGCAGGCGGAGUCAAUGCUGCGACCUCUGUAUAUGGAUGUGCAAGCUACAACUCCUCUGGACCCUCGGGUGCUUGAUGCCAUGCUCCCUUACCUAGUCAACUACUAUGGGAACCCACACUCCCGGACACAUGCUUAUGGCUGGGAGAGUGAGGCAGCCAUGGAACAUGCUCGCCAGCAAGUAGCAUCUCUGAUUGGGGCUGAUCCUCGUGAGAUCAUUUUCACUAGUGGCGCUACUGAAUCUAACAACAUAGCAAUUAAGGGGGUGGCCAGGUUCUAUAGGUCACGGAAAAAGCACUUGAUCACCACUCAGACAGAGCACAAAUGUGUUUUGGAUUCCUGCCGUUCACUGGAAGCUGAGGGCUUUCAGGUCACAUACCUCCCGGUGAAGAAGAGUGGGAUCAUCGACCUGAAGGAACUAGAGGCUGCCAUCCAGCCAGAUACCAGCCUGGUCUCAGUCAUGACUGUGAACAAUGAGAUUGGAGUGAAGCAGCCCAUUGCGGAAAUAGGGCGGAUUUGCAGUUCCAGAAAGGUAUAUUUCCAUACUGAUGCAGCCCAGGCUGUUGGAAAAAUCCCACUUGACGUCAAUGACAUGAAAAUUGAUCUCAUGAGCAUCAGUGGUCAUAAAAUCUAUGGUCCCAAAGGGGUUGGUGCCAUCUACAUUCGCCGCCGGCCCCGUGUGCGUGUGGAGGCCCUGCAGAGUGGAGGGGGGCAGGAGCGGGGUAUGCGGUCUGGGACAGUGCCCACACCCUUGGUGGUGGGGCUGGGGGCCGCAUGUGAGGUGGCCCAGCAAGAGAUGGAGUACGACCAUAAGUGGAUCUCAAAGUUAGCAGAGCGGCUGACACAGAAGAUAAUGAAGAGCCUUCCGGACGUGGUGAUGAAUGGGGACCCUGAGCACCAUUACCCAGGCUGUAUCAACCUCUCCUUUGCAUAUGUGGAAGGGGAGAGUCUGCUGAUGGCACUCAAGGAUGUCGCCUUAUCCUCAGGGAGUGCCUGCACCUCUGCAUCCCUGGAGCCCUCUUAUGUCCUUCGAGCAAUUGGCACUGAUGAGGAUUUAGCUCACUCUUCUAUCAGAUUUGGCAUUGGCCGUUUCACUACAGAGGAGGAAGUGGACUACACAGUAGAGAAGUGCAUUCACCAUGUGAAGCGUCUUCGAGAAAUGAGCCCUCUCUGGGAGAUGGUGCAGGAUGGCAUUGACCUCAAGAGCAUCAAGUGGACCCAACAUUAGAAGAGUGGGCCUCUGACUUUGUGCUGACCUCGCUUCUCCUGCCUCACCAACCCAUGCACAUCUGGAUACCUUGUUAUGCCAGUGCGUGUUUCAUAUUCUAACCAGAAUUUGUGUAGCCCAGUUGACUUCAGCAUCAGCCCACCAUCAGCCUAAGAUAGAAACACAAGAAAACUAUCUUUCCUGAGCCUCAGCUCCUUUGGUGGGGAACACUCACCAUUUCUCUCUAGGAGUCCUUCUCUGGUCUUAUGGUGAAUGGGUGUUCUUGGUGGGGAAAGCCAGAGGAACUGGAAGAAGGUUCUUUGUUCAGAGACCUCAGUGCUCUAUGUGGACGUUUGAAUUGUUGCUUACUACUGGUCAGCAAGACUAAUUCCUUCAGGAACAAGCAUAAUCAACUACUAUUUAAUUUCUUUUUUGGCUCCAAAGUUCACCUCUUCAUGUUGAUUAUAGACUGACAGCAAGUUUCUUAGAAGGCUUGUCUCCUGUUCUUGUCCCCCCUUAUUUUUUUUGACCUAAUGGAGCUAGAAAUAUCUAUAUGACUCCACCCACUAUUCUAAUACUUUGUUUCUUUUUAAAAAUUGUUAAUUUGCAGAUCAGAAAAAUAAAAUCACCUUCCUGUA